CUGUGGUUCAAGGAUGGCAGCGCCUGCAUAGUAGCGGAGCGAUCAGGCUACCGCAUACACCGGGACUUCCUCUCCCGUCUCUCCGAACCCUUGCGCGAUAUUUUUUACGAGGCCCAUCUAGGCAGGCUGGACGUCCCCUUCUACUACGUCUCAGACAGUUCAUUGGACAUGAGGACGCUGCUCGACGCCAUCUAUGACGGCCGCAAGUACCUCAGCGACAGGGCCCCCGACAUAGCCUUCAGCGAACUGUCCGCGCUCAUGCGCCUCGGCCACAAAUAUCAACUGAAAGACAUCAUCGCAGACGCAGCAGGCUACCUCGAAGACUACUACACGCCCGACUUCAAGAAGUGGAUGCGGCGGCGCACCGGAGCACACGAGGAAAAACUUCGCAUAUCGGAAAGCGACGAAGCUUCCGGCGCCGUCUUCGAGGCCGUCAACAUCGCGCGCCUCACCUCCAAACCCGCGAUCCUGCCCCUCGCGCUCUACCGCUGCUGCCAG
Molecule: messenger RNA, 498 nt
Organism: Trametes versicolor FP-101664 SS1
Lineage: Eukaryota; Fungi; Basidiomycota; Agaricomycetes; Polyporales; Polyporaceae
Exons: 2
Molecular function (GO): protein binding
Source: RefSeq, a predicted model, not a curated record